CAACCCCCUGCGCUGCCCCCCAGGUCCUGCACCCACCCUGAGGAGCCAGGAGGCCCCGCGUCUCCCCCAGGCCCUGUGCCCACCCCCGAGGGGCGGGAUCCCCGCUGGCCCCCAGGCCACUCCUGUACCAGCCCUGAGGAGACAGGCUAAGCGCCCCCCCUUUCCCCAUUCCAUCCCCCACCCCCAACCUUCCAAGGAGUGGACCCUCCACCCCUCUCCCCCACCCCGGCUAAGCCCCGCUCAAUCCUGUCGAAGCCCCGCCCCCAGACCGCCGCCCAGGUCCCGGGUCCCUCUCAGGGCCCGCGCCCGUCCAGAGGGAAGGGGGGCCCUCCAGCCCGGGCCAAGUCUGCCCCCCCCCGACCCCCUGUUCGGGUAGCCUGGGCCUCGGGUCCGGCCCCGCCCGUGCCCUGCCCCGCCCAGUUCAGUAGGCCCCCCGGCGUGGGCCUGCCCCAGCAGUCCCGGACAGGCCCGCGGGCUUCCCGCCGCGGCAGCAGCAGCAUGGCCUCGGAGUCGGUGAAGGUGGUGGUUCGCUGUCGGCCCAUGAACCAGCGGGAGAAAGACCUGAACUGCCAGUCCGUGGUGACGGUGGACUGCGCCCGGGGCCAGUGCUUCAUCCAGAACCCGGGCGCCGCCGACGAGCCGCCCAAGCAGUUCACCUUCGACGGCGCCUACUACCUGGAGCACUACACCGAGCAGAUCUACAACGAGAUCGCCUACCCCCUUGUGGAGGGUGUCACUGAGGGCUACAAUGGCACGAUCUUUGCCUACGGCCAGACAGGCAGCGGGAAGUCCUUUACUAUGCAAGGCCUGCCAGACCCUCCCACCCAGAGAGGCAUUAUCCCCAGAGCAUUUGAACAUAUUUUUGAGAGUGUCCAGUGUGCUGAGAAUACCAAAUUCUUGGUCCGGGCUUCCUAUCUAGAGAUCUAUAAUGAGGAUAUUCGAGACCUUCUGGGAGCUGACACCAAGCAGAAGCUAGAGCUGAAGGAGCACCCAGAGAAAGGCGUGUACGUGAAGGGGCUGUCCAUGCACACAGUCCACAGCGUGGCCCAGUGCGAGCGCAUCAUGGAGAUGGGCUGGAAGAACCGUUCGGUGGGCUACACUCUAAUGAACAAGGACUCCUCACGUUCCCAUUCCAUCUUCACCAUCAGCAUCGAGAUCUAUGCUGUGGAUGAGCGAGGCAAAGACCACCUGCGGGCAGGGAAGUUGAACCUAGUCGACCUGGCAGGCAGUGAAAGGCAGUCGAAAACGGGGGCCACUGGGGAGCGGCUCAAGGAGGCCACAAAAAUCAACCUGUCCCUGUCAGCUUUGGGCAACGUCAUCUCGGCCCUGGUGGAUGGCCGCUGCAAACACAUCCCCUACCGGGACUCGAAGCUGACCCGGCUGUUGCAGGACUCCCUGGGGGGCAACACCAAGACCCUCAUGGUGGCCUGCCUGUCCCCGGCUGACAACAACUACGAUGAGACCCUCAGCACCCUGCGGUACGCGAACCGAGCCAAGAACAUCAAGAACAAGCCUCGCAUCAAUGAGGAUCCCAAGGACGCCCUCCUGAGGGAGUACCAGGAGGAGAUCAAGAAGCUGAAGGCCAUCUUAGCUCAAACGGUGAACUCAAAGAACUUGACAGCCUUAUUGUCGAACCAGAUGCUUGCUAAAGCUGAGCAAACUGAGGAGAAGCCGCCACCUCCGCCACCUCCUCAACCAGAUACUGAAGCAGAAAAGCAAUUGAUUCGGGAGGAAUAUGAGGAACGGCUGGCACGGCUAAAGGCUGAUUAUGAAGCAGAACAGGAAUCAAGAGCCAAGUUGGAAGAGGACAUUACCGCCAUGCGUAAUUCUUAUGAUGUGAAGCUGUCCACCUUGGAAGAGAACCUCAGGAGAGAGGCUGAGGCUGCCCUGAAGGCUGAGGCCCAGUCCAGAGCUGAGGCCCAAGCCAAAGCUGAAGCACUGGCCAAGGCUGAGGAGCUGCUCAGGGCUGAGACCUUGUCUCUGUCCAAGGCUGAAGCCAUUCUCAAGGGUGAAGACUUCCAGUUAUCUUAUAGCCAUUUGGAGUUACCUCCUGAAAUCCCAGUAUUGGAAGUCGCAUUGUUGGAGGAAUCCAGCAAGUCUGAGGUACCCUGUCAGCCCGAGGUCCCUGUCCUAGAACCUGAGGCUCUCUUCCUGCCAGAAGGACCUGCCAAGGCCGAGGCCCCACUUUCACUGGAGGAGCCCUUUCCUUCAGACAUCCUCACUGAGCCAGAGGCCCCGCUGCCACCCGAAGUCGCUGCAUCUGACGCUUCCGACGGGUUAUCCAAGGAUGAGCUCCCACCCAAGCCUGAAGCCUUCCUUGGGGGUGAAGACAUGUCUGAGCAGACUGUGCAUUACCCACUGGAGCAGACAUUUGAGGAGCUGCAGCCUCUUAUGCUGGACAUCAUAUCUCCAGAAGCAGAGCAAAUUGCAGGGCAGCUGGCCAUUUUUGAUGAGCUGGAGGUAAAGCUGGCCAAGAUUUCCACUGGGGUUAUCCACAAGGUUGAUGUAGCAGAAAUCCCACUACAGUAUUCCAUGGCCGAACUGCUGCAGCCUGAUGUGAAGCCUGAAGUUGAUCCUGGUUUUGAGAUAGUGCCCAAAAUUGAGGUUGAGCAGCCGCAGCUGCUGCAGCCGCCACCGCCACCCCCGCCGCCACCACCACCGCCAUUGCCACAGCCACCGCCACAGCUGCCGCCACAGCCACAGCCUCAGCCACCACUGCAGAUAGCUCAGCCAGUGGUGGCUGUCAAAAAGGAAAGCACAGGAGUGGAAGUGGCCGUGGUGACGGAUGAAAUCCCUGCAGCCCUGAACCAGGAGCAGGUGCUGGCCAGGUUGCACAUGCUGGAGCAGCAAGUGGUGGGAGGAGAACAAGCAAAGAACAAGGACCUGAAGGAGAAGCUGAGGCGGCGCAAAAGGUACGCAGAUGAGCGGAAGAAGCAGCUGGUGGCCGCUCUGCAGAACUCUGAUGAGGAUAGCGGCGACUGGGUGCUCCUGAACGUCUACGACUCCAUUCAGGAGGAAGUGAGAGCCAAGAGCAAACUUCUGGAGAAGAUGCAGAGGAAGCUUCGGGCUGCAGAAGUGGAGAUUAAAGAUCUACAGUCAGAAUUUGAGCUCGAGAAGAUUGAUUACUUGGCUACCAUCCGCAGACAAGAGCGAGACUUCAUGCUCUUCCAACAGCUUCUUGAACAGAUGCAGCCUCUGAUUCGCCGGGACUGUAACUAUAGCAACCUUGAUAAGAUCAAGCGGGAGUCCUCCUGGGACGAAGAAAAUGGCUUCUGGAAAGUGCCAGAGCCUGUCAUUGUGAAAACCAGUCUCCCUGUAGCAGUUUCAACAUUACCACAGAAUAAGCCUCCAAGAAAAACCUGUUCUGCUGAGAAUGGAGAACCAUCGCAGGAAGAAGAUCGCUACAAGCUCAUGUUGAACAGGAGUGACAGUGAAAAUAUUGCCAGCAACUAUUUCCGAUCUAAACGGGCCAGCCAGAUCCUCAGCACAGAUCCAAUGAAGAGCCUGGCUUACCAUAACUCGCCGCCUGGGCUCAACUCCCCCCUCAACAGCGCCUCCUCCAUCCUGACACCCAUCUCGCCCACCCAGGCCACGGACAUGCCCCAGCCUCGGCCCUUCCGCCUCGAGUCCCUGGACAUCCCCUUUGCCAAGGCCAAGCGCAAGAAAAGCAAAACCUGAGCCCCCCUGAGCACCUGCCAGCCAGUGGUGAUCCUGACGGAACUUAGCGGACGCCCCUCCCCAAACGCACCACCGCCAAGGGUUUUCUGGGGGGCCACCCUGCAGACCGAGGGCACCCUGGCCCUUUGCCCGGAUGAGACUGGAAAGCCAUUUGACCAGAGGGAGGGAGCGGGUCCUCCUUUGGACUCUCCUGUUGAUUGAGCUUUGGAUCCCGAUGAGAAAAAUAAAUGGCGCCUA
This is a messenger RNA of Sarcophilus harrisii (Tasmanian devil), 3915 nucleotides long. It is a transcript of the gene KIF17, whose product is annotated as kinesin family member 17. The coding region runs from base 499 to 3678 and encodes 1059 amino acids. Gene Ontology annotation, biological process: microtubule-based movement. The transcript is spliced from 16 exons. Gene Ontology annotation, molecular function: microtubule binding; ATP binding; microtubule motor activity. The record is from RefSeq and is a predicted model, not a curated record. Lineage: Eukaryota; Metazoa; Chordata; Mammalia; Dasyuromorphia; Dasyuridae.